Phoenix dactylifera (date palm) is the source of this 713-nucleotide messenger RNA. Its product is annotated as large ribosomal subunit protein eL33w. Lineage: Eukaryota; Viridiplantae; Streptophyta; Magnoliopsida; Arecales; Arecaceae. Gene Ontology annotation, cellular component: ribosome. Gene Ontology annotation, molecular function: structural constituent of ribosome. The record is from RefSeq and is a predicted model, not a curated record. Gene Ontology annotation, biological process: translation.
GCUUUCCUCUCCGGGCGUAUUUAGACCCGUUCCUACCGACCGCGUAGGGUUUUUCCCACUCGACACCGGUGGCGCCGCUCCCUCCCACCGCCCUCCAAGAAACAAACCCCGGUCGUCGGCGAAAAUGGUGAAGGGCAGGCAAGGCGAGCGCGUGAGGCUCUACGUUCGGGGAACGAUACUGGGAUACAAGAGAUCGAAAUCGAACCAGUAUGAGAACACGUCGUUGAUCCAGAUCGAGGGGGUGAACACCAAGGAGGAGGUCGCCUGGUACUGCGGCAAGAGAAUGGCGUAUAUUUACAAGGCCAAGACCAAGUCGGACGGGAGCCGGUACCGGUGCAUCUGGGGCAAGGUCACUCGCCCCCACGGGAACAGCGGUGUUGUUCGUGCCAAGUUUAAGUCCAACCUUCCGCCUAAAUCCAUGGGUGGGAAGGUUAGAGUUUUCAUGUACCCGAGCAACAUAUAAGGUGUAUUGCAGUUGCGUAAUUUAAGGAGGCUGAAUUGUAGCUGAGUUUGUGGCAUUGUGACUUUAAUGUUUCUAUUAGUUGUUUCAAAAGUUUUGAUUCUAUGUUUAUGUCAUUUUUUGACGUUUGGACAUCUAUGACAUUUUGAUUGUGCCAGCUAAUCGUUGAGUAUUUCUGCAAUCUCCUCCUAAUUAACGAAGGAGAAUAUUAAUUUGCGUCAUCAAUGCCAUUAUAAUUGCAUUGGUUGAACUU